AUGUCUGUUCUCCGUCAUGGAGGUUCAUACCUCCAGCGACGCCUCACCAAGAUGUACACAGAUACAAAGACUUCAUGUGAGAGCGUCACCACUGCUUCGAAGGCCGUCGAUGACCCGGAGCUGGUCGCUCUUCAUCGAAGCUUUGGGACCCAGCGGGACCGGCUGCUUGCUUGGGGUCUCGACUGGAGCGACGCUAGCGCCGCACAGCCAAAUGAUAUCGACGAAUCGCUCACUCAAGCUGGUUUCAGUGAUGUUGUUGAGAGUGUUAUGUCUUCUAUCCAGGAGCUGCUCAAUGAAGCGGAACGUAUUCAGCACGGAGGUUCAUCCGAUUUGCCUCCAAAGGGCCUUCGUGGCGACUCGACGUCGAAAGAUAGCUUGAGCUCCCUUCCGGUGAAGACACACUGGACCAACGAAGACAUCACUCGCUCCAAGAGUCUUCUUGCGGAUUUGACCGCUUGCAUCGACACCCUGUAUGAUUUGUCGCGUUCGCGACGAAACAUGACUUCGAGCGGACAGUCUGCCGCGCGGGGUCGUCACCGACAUGUCCCCAGAUUGGGAGAUGACUCUGUCUAUUCAGUCUACCCAGAUGUCAAGUCGUACCAGGGCUCUCCGCUUGAUAUGAAGGAAUCGUAUCACAGCCCCAAAGCGCAGGAAGCAUAUGAUUAUUCGUCCCCGGUUGUCAGUCCUUUGAAGGUUGAAAAGCGCUCGCACAAGGGUUCGAUGCCAUCACAGAGCUACCUCAUCGAUCGCUCUGCCUUGCAGCUCUCUGGUGCGUCUCACGAUAACAGUCCACCUCCAUAUGAGAUGGUAGCCGCUUCUACCAAUUCUCGAGCUAUUGGCCGCAUCAAAUCCUCCGCUUCUCUUCUCCUGGCGGGCGCAAAGGACUCCACCGUUUCGAUCCUGGUCGAAUUCACGCCGAUGAUGCUGGGAAGUCAACGGGACGUCACUUUCCCAGUAGAAAGGCGAGUUGAACAUGUGCAACAGAGCCUUGAUCAGCUUGUUCAGAAUGCGAGAAUCUCCCAUCUAGGUUUGAUGCGGUUCCUCGGUCACUACAUCGACAUGCCCAAUUCACGCUAUGCAUUCAUAUAUCAGAUGCCGAUCGACUACUUCCCUUUCCUCCACAAUCCCUCGGACCUCUUGAGCGGCUUGAAACCGAAGCCCCUCGUUUCUCUUUUUCAGUCGGGGGAUGAUCAAAAAGUACCUAACCUAGAGACUCGCCUUCGGUUAGCCUAUGACCUUCUGAUGGCCGCCCUACAUCUUCGAAGCCAGAAUCUCGUCCAUGGGAAUAUUAACAGCAGCAAUGUACUCAUCUUCCCCGGUGCAACUAGCUCCAGCAAUGACGAAGUCGGUCUCACUGAGGAUCUUCGACGGCCCUACCUGACAUCAUUCGCCCAAUUUUCUGGGAAUGCGACAUCGCCUGAGCCCUUAUCUUCGAGCAUGUAUCGUCACCCAGACGACAAGCGGUCUCUGGAAGACGAUGCUGCCUGGGCCUAUGACCUUUAUUCUCUGGGUCUUGUGCUAAUGGAGAUUGGACUGUGGACUCCCAUCAGUCGACUUUGGAAGCUGAAGUACAACAACUCGAUGUUCAAACAAAGAAUUGAAAAUGUCUAUUUGCAGAAGCUGGGACCAAAGUGCGGCAGCGCAUUCCUUCACGUGGUCCAACUUUGUCUGGAUGCUCCUAAUUUCCACCUUUCGACGCAGCCCAAUGAGGACUUCAACUUACGAAUUCCCCAGACAUAUCACUAUCCUGUUCUGGAUCUUUCCGCUCCCGAUGGUAUCUUCUCGUUUUCCAUGAAUUUCCUCUACACAAUGUGCAAGAUUACUUGGUCCUGCUGCAGGAUUGAUAUCUUCUCCGCCCCUGCUGCUGAAGAAUUAGACGACUGCCUUCCGCUUGCGCUGGUGCCCGUCACUGAAACAGAUGGUGCAAGAGGAAACCAGAAAUCAUAUCAACCUGCACCUGAGAGACCGGUGCGCCCAGCCAACUCCUACCCCACACUUCCUCUAUCAGAGAAGAAGAUCGUCCGGGGGAAGAUGGGUUUGGAGGAGGCAAAGGUAAAGAAGAGGACAUUCAAGAAACUUACCAACAUCGAGAUCCCUCAGGAACAUCUGAAUGAAUGGAACUUCCAGAUGCUCCCGCGAUUGAGAAAGCUCCUCCAGAAGGUCCUGAAAGAUUCAUCUGAAUCCUGUGGUGUCACUCUGAUGAUGACUGGAGAAACGAUUGAGACUGCCAAGACGACCAUCUGCGUCACCUGUGCCAGUGCAAAGAAAGUCAGAGCAGCCAUGAAGAAGUAUUUUGUGCUCGAUAGAGACGAUUGGGAUCUCAUCGUGCUUCGUGGCGAUGUUCAACGUUCCAAGGUCCCAAGAAAGAAACGCCGCAGGCCAGCCAAGUCCAGACCACAGACAGGAGAUAUGCCCGCAUUCGCUCAACCAGACCUCAACCCCUGCUAUCAACAAAAACCUCUUUGUGGUGCUUCUAUUGGUGCCUUCCAAAACGAGGAGCAUCUACCUCCUGUAUCUUACGGAGGUGCAAUCUUCGUUGACGGUAUGCCUUACGGAAUGACCGUUCAUCACAUGCUGGAGGCCCCGAGCGAUGAUGAGGCAGAGGAAGAAGUGGAAGAUCGAAAUAUCGGAGGGCCGUUUCGUUCAGCUGGAAACUGGCCAAGACAGCCGGCACCGCAACCGGUAUCCUCGAAUAACGAAUUUAUGUACAGCUGGUGUGAUCAGGACCCCUCGGAGGUGGACCUUGAGUUUGAAAUUUCAGAAGACGAGGAUGGUGACGAUCUGUCUCUCUCGCAGAGUUUUGAGGGGAAUUACGAAGACCACUGGCUUUCGGAUAGUAAUUCUUCGGACGAGGAAGGGUUCGACGCCGAUGACGCCUACGAUGAUGAAGACGCUGCCUCCAUAGGCGAUACGGCUGGUGUUGAGCCGGGGGACGAGCCACCGCUGUUUGUCACUCAGCCUGCGAUCGAUGACGUUCAUGAAGAUUUCUUUCCUUCACCCGAAGAUCGUGACGAUGAGCAUUUGGCCUCCCAUUCUUUCGGGUUUGUCCAUGCGUCCUCUGGCGUCCGUCGUUGGACUCGGAAAGGCAUCAAGCACGAGAUCGACUGGGCAUUGAUCAAAAUCAAUGAUGAUCGGAUGGACCCUCGUAACAUAGUGUUUGACAAGGCGGCAUCACCGUCCCGAGGUCUUUCGAGACGGGGACCUGGGGAUCCUUAUUCGGCCCAACACUCGGAACCGAUCUAUCUCAACGAUGUGGCACCUAUGGAGGAGCUUGGUGGCCUGAAAGUUCACUGUUGUGGGCGUACCAGUGGCCUACAGAGCGGACAGAUUUCAAGAGCAAUGACCCUCGUCAAGCUGCACGGACGACAUACCUUCUCCACGAGUUUUUGUGUGGAUGGAAACUUUGGAGUCCCCGGUGAUUCAGGAGCCUGGGUUUUCGAGAAGUCCACUGGUCGUGUCUGCGGUCAUGUUUUGGCGUGGUCUGAGAAGAGUCACACCGCAUACAUCGCUCCCAUGGAAGUAAUGCUGGAGGACAUUGCUCGCACGCUGCAUGCCAACGUCAUCACACUACCCGGCCGUCGGAACGAGUCACUUGCUUUUCCCAUUUCUCACCCACCACGCGAACCUCAGAACCCACGAUAUCGGGCGCCACUCCCUUUACCCGGCCAGGUACCCGUGGACAUUGGCCGUUUGAGCCUAGGUCUGGAUGAAUCUGGAAUGAGCACAGUCCCCAACAGUCGCGGUAUACGAGAGGUUUCCGCCCCAUAUCGAGGGAUGCCGCCUAUCCUCAGCCCACCCCGCAGCCUAGAGCGACAGCUCGCGUGA
Aspergillus clavatus NRRL 1 is the source of this 3825-nucleotide messenger RNA. RefSeq lists its product as uncharacterized. Gene Ontology annotation, molecular function: ATP binding; protein kinase activity. Bases 1 to 3825 code for a protein of 1274 amino acids. NCBI's taxonomy places the organism in Eukaryota, Fungi, Ascomycota, Eurotiomycetes, Eurotiales, Aspergillaceae. The record is from RefSeq and is a predicted model, not a curated record. Gene Ontology annotation, biological process: protein phosphorylation. The transcript is spliced from 2 exons.